Zasmidium cellare ATCC 36951 is the source of this 381-nucleotide messenger RNA. RefSeq lists its product as uncharacterized. Lineage: Eukaryota; Fungi; Ascomycota; Dothideomycetes; Mycosphaerellales; Mycosphaerellaceae. The coding region runs from base 1 to 381 and encodes 126 amino acids. The record is from RefSeq and is a predicted model, not a curated record. The transcript has a single exon.
AUGUGCGCACUAACCAUCUCCUUAGUGGGUCCCGUAGGAGACCCACCAGUGCUGAGCUUCUUCAGCAAGUACGCCACCGUCACCCUCGAUGGACAGAACGUUACGGACGUAAACUGUCAGCCAGACCCGAAGAACACGAAAGACGGCAACUUGGCGUACUGCGUGUACUCGGACAGCAAGUUCGAUGAUGGCUCUGUGAGCAUCCAUUACACGUUCGAUGCUAUUGGAGGAGAAUGUGCUAUUGAUUUUGGAUACAAAGGUGUGUCUUAUAGCACGGGUGGGUCAGGCGCGGGAGCGCAGACAGAUAGCUGUGCUACACAGGGGUGUGGUGUGGAGCCGUUUUCGUGCGAUAUGCAUGCUAAAUGCUACUUUGAUAGUUAG